UAUGAACGCCCAUCUCAAAGUAGGAACUGCGUCAAUAACCAGCUACAACACGUGUUUCCUGCGUUGUGAAGUUGCAGGUUGAAAAAUUGCAUGAAGUGAGAACACACAUUUUGAAGUCUGUAAAUAGACAACCUGCCAAGAUGCUAAGUGACAGCGAGGCCAAAGAACUACUUUCAUUCCUCCAUCUUGACACGAGAGCUGAUGUUAGGGGCCAGGCUACAGAGUACAUCCUUGGACUGACGGGGACCAGAGAUGGAUGCCGGUACCUUCAGACGCAACCCGGCUUUCUCAAGGCCCUGAUCACCCUCACGGCAGAUUCCUCUAUCGCCAUCGUUAAGGACUGUUACCAUGCCCUAAUCAACCUUUCUGCUGAUGAAACCCUGCACGAAACUUUGAUUAAAGAGGCAGACAUACUCCCCAUGCUAUUCAGAAAUCUCCUUGACCCGGAGUAUGUGUUCGCCGACCGCAUCUGCACGAUCCUCACAAAUCUGACAAGACACGAGAGAACGUGUAGAGAGGUGUUCAGGGUGAUGCAGGAGCAGGAUGUUGGCCUUGCAAAAGUAGUGGAGAUCUUCUGCAUAGAGGGCUUCAAUAAGAAAGCUUUGCUGCACUACCUGGGGCCCCUGCUGUCCAACCUCACCCAGCUUCCUGAGAGCAGGCACUUCCUCCUGGAUAAGGAAAGGUGUGUAGUACAGAGACUUCUUCCAUUCACUCAGUAUGAGGGUUCAGUCACCAGGAGGGGUGGAGUAGUGGGCACACUUAGGAACUGCUGCUUCGACUACAUGUACCAUGAAUGGUUGCUAAGCGAUGCUGUGGACAUUUUGCCCUUCCUGCUGUUGCCCCUGGCUGGGCCAGAGGAGCUGUCAGAAGAGGAGAAUGAAGGCCUGCCUGUGGACCUGCAAUACCUACCGGAGGACAAAACCAGGGAGGAAGACCCUGACAUCCGCAAGAUGCUCAUCGAGACCCUGUUGUUGCUUACCGCCACCAAAGUGGGACGGCAGAUUAUGAAGGAGAAGAACGUCUAUCCAAUCAUGCGGGAGUUUCAUAAGUGGGAGAAGGAACCACAGGUGAUUGCAUCCUGUGAAAAACUUGUUCAGGUUUUGAUCGGGGAUGAGCCGGAGGCAGGGAUGGAGAACCUGAUGGAGGUAGAGAUCCCUCAAGAUGUGGAGCAGCAGUUGAAGGACUUGGACACUAAAGAGCAGGAGCAGGUGGAGAAGGAGACACUGCUAUUGCUCAGACAGGAGGCUGAAAAGGAGGUUGUAGAGCAGCCGAACAUGCAGAACCCAGAAGGGCUGGAACGCUGAACACAUCUGGCACAUAUCACGAACCCCCAAGCAUUCUCUCAUAACCCACUGUUCAAAAAAGAAAUCUUUAUCAGGAUGGUCACUGAACUGUUUUUAUACUAUCAGCCACCAGAGAGCACAAUGGUGUUGGAUGUUAAUUAAAAAUAACUGAAAUGUUUUGA
Messenger RNA from Electrophorus electricus (electric eel), 1465 nucleotides. It is a transcript of the gene hgh1, whose product is annotated as HGH1 cochaperone. The record is from RefSeq and is a predicted model, not a curated record. NCBI's taxonomy places the organism in Eukaryota, Metazoa, Chordata, Actinopteri, Gymnotiformes, Gymnotidae.